Messenger RNA from Fukomys damarensis (Damara mole-rat), 2924 nucleotides. It is a transcript of the gene Rab37, whose product is annotated as RAB37, member RAS oncogene family. Gene Ontology annotation, molecular function: GTP binding; GTPase activity. Gene Ontology annotation, cellular component: Golgi apparatus; endosome. Bases 97 to 858 code for a protein of 253 amino acids. The transcript has 10 exons. NCBI's taxonomy places the organism in Eukaryota, Metazoa, Chordata, Mammalia, Rodentia, Bathyergidae. The record is from RefSeq and is a predicted model, not a curated record.
CCCCUCCUGCCGCCCCAGGCGGGGCCCGGACCCAGCUCCUGAGAGCGCUGACGCAGGGCUCUGGAAGAGCAGGGAGCAGUGGGCUCCUCGCUGGGCAUGGACCCGCAGAGACUCGACUCCUACCAGGAGGGAGCCGGCCCAGACUUCAACGAGCACGUCCUGCAUAAGACCAUCCUGGUGGGUGACAGUGGCGUGGGGAAGACAUCUCUGCUGGUUCAGUUCGACCAGGGCAAGUUCAUUCCGGGCUCCUUCUCAGCCACUGUGGGCAUCGGAUUCACAGUGAUGCUUCUGGGAGACUCAGGUGUCGGCAAAACCUGUUUCCUGAUCCAAUUCAAAGACGGGGCCUUCCUGUCCGGGACCUUCAUAGCCACGGUCGGCAUAGACUUCAGGAACAAGGUGGUGACGGUGGAUGGUACAAGGGUGAAGCUACAGAUCUGGGACACCGCAGGGCAGGAGCGUUUCCGCAGUGUCACCCACGCCUACUACCGAGAUGCCCAGGCCUUGCUCCUGCUGUAUGACAUCACCAACAAAUCUUCCUUCGACAACAUCAGGGCCUGGCUCACUGAGAUUCAUGAGUACGCCCAGAGGGACGUGGUGAUCGUGCUGCUAGGCAACAAGGCGGAUGUGAACAGCGAAAGGGUGAUCCGUUCUGAGGACGGAGAGACUCUGGCCAGGGAAUACGGUGUUCCCUUCAUGGAGACCAGCGCCAAGACCGGCAUGAACGUGGAGUUAGCCUUCCUGGCCAUUGCCAAGGAGCUGAAACACCGGGCAGGACAGCAGGCUAACGAGCCCAGCUUCCAGAUCCGAGAUUAUGUGGAGUCCCAGAAGAGACGGCCCAGCUGCUGCUCCUUUGUGUGACUCUCAAGGGGCUGAGGAGCAGCCCCAGAGGCCCCCGGGACAAAGCUGUCUCCCCAACACUGGCUUAAUCUGGGCAGCUGAGCCAAUGGGGAGAGAGUUGGGAGGUCCAGUACACAACCCUUUCCCCCAGGCAGCUGUAUCGUAGGUCCCACCCUCAUUCCUGUAGCUUCCGGUAUCCUGGGGGAGGGUAAAAUACUUGCAUUUUAUCUUAAUGAAACAUAAUACCAAAAUGAAAAAGAAAAAGGCAACCGGAUGCUCAGAAAACUGAGAUAGGGACCUGGUAGUCCUUUUGCCUUCUUGAAUUUAGGACUAAGACCUGAGAGGCUGGGCCUCCCUCUUAGCAACAAGGGUGGCAUUGCCCCAGCUCAGUGUCAGCGGACUCUGUGGCCCCUGCAAGAGCUGCUAGUGUGACUCCAUCACCAUCAUCUCUUCACCUGGAAAGGCUAAACAGCCCUGGCUUUUGUGUCUUCCAGCUCCCCAGGGAACACUCUUCCCCAGUAAGUUUCACUAGGAGCUAGACCAAAGCCUCAGGGAGGAUAAGAGUUAGAGAUUAGGAGGGGCCUUCUUCCUGGGACUGGAAACGGGUGGUAGAGACUAGAGUCUGUCCUUCAGCUACCUCUGGCCUUCCUGACCCCUUCCUGAAGGUGCAACCCCUCCCCUCCAGCACCAAGUACCCUGGGGCAGCUGGAAAUAUUGGCUCCUGGACCUCAGAUCCCAGAGGAACCCUUCCCCACAUCCCUAUGUCAUCUGCCUUUCUGCGCCUAUCCCUAGACACCUGAGGUCAGAGCUAGGAAAACAUUUCUCUUCCCUUUCCAAUCCUUUGGAGGGUGAGCAGCCCCACAGCUACUUUAAGCAGCAGAGGUGCUUAGCUCCUCUGGUUAAGAGCCAGAUAAAGAGAAACUCCUGGAUCCUGGGGCGAGUGAGAGGCAGGAUGGAGCAAACCUGCCCCCAGUCUACCUCCCUAACCCCAAGCUCUCCCUCCAGUCUGACUACCAUGCCCUUUGCUUUAACUUCUCAGACACCAGGGUGAAAACUGCUUUAUCUCCACUCCUACUGAGACAGGUUAGGAAGUGCAUUCAUCCAAAAUAAGAAGAAGUGGGUAAGCCUAGGGUGAGGAGAGGGGCGGCAAAGAGUCUGUGUGGGCCCAGGGUCAUAUUUCUCCCAAAGCCCUCACCUCAGUCCUUGAAAGUGAACCCAAGACGUGCAGGUCAUGGCCUUCAGGCACCUCCAGCCCUGCAGGCCAGGGACUGGGGAAGCAUAGGAAAGAAGUAUUCAAGGCACAUUUAUGAGGCUACUGCAUUUGCUUUAAAGGCAGAAAUCUUGCUCUUUGAGCUCCCACUUGGGCCGAUAAGGAAGAUAACAAAGUUCUCCCUAGUCUCUCCCAGGUGGAGCAGGGAGAGGCCUGAUCUUGCAGGUCUCUUCUGGAACCCAGGGCAGGUUUCAAAAGAUAGAGGCACAUAGGCAGCUCUGGGUUUCUACCAUUUGUGUUUUUCAGAAUUAAAUUGCAGUAUUUUGGAAGUACACCCUGUCCACUGUUUGUUUGAAGUGGGCAUGGGAGGAGGGAUCACGUUAAAGGAAUCGUUAUUGCACAUUGGGGCAACUGCCCUUGACUGCCAAAAUCAUUGGCUCUUCAUCCUUCAGUGUCUUCAAAGGGUCAGCUCGCCCUUCACUGACCGCCCCCCUCUGAGAUAUCUGGCAAGAGAGAGCUGGAAUGCUUAUCUUGCCUUCCUGGUCACUUUUCUUUCCCUGUUGAAAAAAGCCAGGGCUCCUUUCCUGGGGGAGUGCACCCUGAGAUUGAUUACCUGACUCAUUCCGCUUCGCCUCACCGCACCUCCCUAACCAGACGCUGACGCCAGUGCCCUACGGUGUCCAGUUUAACGUGGGCUUCAGAGGAGCCUCGGGCUCUCUGCUUCAUCCACUGGCCUUCCCAACAGGGAUCAGAGCCCGCGCCCAAUACUCAGGUCCUGGGACAGCGCAAAGUGACUCCACAAACGGAAACACUGUUAUUCAAACAAUUUGGUCGUGUCCAAGGAGGACCUGCAUCCAGUUCUUGACAGCCGGUCCUC